AUGUGUCGAUUGGAGCACGUGUAUAGUUUAUAUCCUCACAUCCUGUCCAUCCAUGACACAGCUGCAUCCAUCCUAGAGGAGAUGACCUACCUCUGUCUUCCUGCUGCUGAUGCCUCCAAACAAAGCCUGACCCAGUUCUUUAAGGACAGCAUCAUAUUCAUCCACGAGUCCAGACUCAAAGGGAAGGGAUGCCUGGUUCACUGUGUGGCAGGUGUUUCCUGUAGUGUUGGGUUGGUGGUGGCGUACAUGACUGUUACUGGGCGGGGCUGGGUGGCAUCGUUAGCUGCAGUGAGGGUGGUGCAGCUGUGUGCUGGACCUCAGAUGGUGUUCCUACACCAGCUAGAGGACUUUGAUAACCUAGAGGUCACAGGUCAGAGUCAACAGGUCUAUUCUCACUUUCUUUCCCUCACCUAUUGA
This is a messenger RNA of Coregonus clupeaformis (lake whitefish), 417 nucleotides long. Its product is annotated as dual specificity protein phosphatase 22-B-like. Gene Ontology annotation, molecular function: protein tyrosine/serine/threonine phosphatase activity. The coding region runs from base 1 to 417 and encodes 138 amino acids. The transcript has 5 exons. Gene Ontology annotation, biological process: regulation of cell population proliferation; protein dephosphorylation; transforming growth factor beta receptor signaling pathway. Gene Ontology annotation, cellular component: cytosol. The record is from RefSeq and is a predicted model, not a curated record. NCBI's taxonomy places the organism in Eukaryota, Metazoa, Chordata, Actinopteri, Salmoniformes, Salmonidae.